Molecule: messenger RNA, 2385 nt
Organism: Guillardia theta CCMP2712
Lineage: Eukaryota; Cryptophyceae; Pyrenomonadales; Geminigeraceae
Exons: 3
Coding region: 18-1583 (521 amino acids)
Molecular function (GO): protein binding
Source: RefSeq, a predicted model, not a curated record
ACGUCGCCAAGAAGGAUAUGGAUCAGAGCGCGAACGACGCCGCUGUGAAGAUUCAGAGCUACUGGCGCCGGGUGAAGCAGCGGAUGUCGUUUCAUGACUCGGUGAAGAUGACGGUGUCUAUCCGAGCAAUUUCCAAGUUUCUGAGCAUGAAGCAAAGUGAGAUCAACCUGAUCUUUCGACGGGUGAACGACGUCGAGCUCAUCACUCAAAAACUCAACGACGAGAUGCAGCGAACUGCCGAGCGGGUGGCUGAGAUGGACAGGCGAGAGCAGCUGGAGUGUGAGAAAGCAGACAAACAGGCUGAGCUGGAGCUUAAAGAGCUGGAGGAGGCAGAGCGAAUAGCAAAGCAAGGAGCGUUGGAGGCAGAGGCUGCACAGUCGCGCAUGGAGAGGGAGAGGGAUGAGAUGCUCGCAUGGAAGGCCAAGGUGGAUCGCUAUCAGGCCUCAUACGAGGCCACAAAGAACGAACUUCAGAUCAAGGAUGAUGACGAGGAGUUUCUACGACAGAACCAUCAGUUUGUUCAUCGAGAGAAGAAACAGUGGAUGAACAUCAAGAACCGAUAUGAGCGCGAGAAGGAGACGUUUGAAACCUCCUACCAUGAGCUGAUGCAGAAGCGCGAGGCGAAUGAUCACGCAAUGCUCAAGGCAGCGAGGGAGCGGGUGGAGUGGCAGGAGGCGCGGCAGGAAGCUCUCAGGGAGCGAGAGGAGAUUCAGAAGUUCCACCGGCUGAGGUUCUUUGUGAACCCCAAGACUUCAGUCAAAGAAAGAUUCCGUGCCAUCGCUGGGAUGUCGGUCGAUUGCCCUCGCUAUCUUCACGCUACUACCAAGAAGAGCGGGGAGGUCUCUUACAGCGGGAUGCUCUACGCUGACAAAGACAACACCUUCUCCGGAGAGUUCACAGUGGUGAAGGCCAUGCCAGACUCCGACGUCGUCGAGGCGUUUGAGAUGCACAAGAACGACAAGGAGCUGCUGACGGUCGCGGGCAUGGGCAGGGCGCUAGGGAGGCUGGGAAGGAAGUUCGACCAGCACGAGUGCGAGAGGAUGAUGGGGCGCUUCUCUCAGUCACAGGCGGGGCUGGCGCUUGACAACUUCCGAUGUCUCUGCGACCAUUUCGUCGGGCUGGAGCUGCCGCACGGGCUCGGGGUGGAGAGGUUUGCCGACGGGAGCAAGUACGAGGGGGAGGUGUACGAGGACAAGCGCUCAGGGAUCGGGAUGUACAGCACGAGCGACAACUUCUGGUACCUGGGGGGCUGGCACCUCGGAGUUCGCCAUGGGCGAGGGCUGGAGGGGAAGGUGACGAGUGGAGGGAUCCUGGUGCCAGUAGCCUUGAUCCAUUGCCACAAGGGGAAGCGAACUAAAGUCGAGAGGUUCGACCCGAAGAAGCCUCACCACCGGACCACCAUCCGCUCCAUGUCGACCAUCGUCGAGCUGGCGCGCAAGAGAGCGACGAAGGCGCAGCGGGAGGUGAUACAGGAAGCUCACAGGUCAGAGCGCAGGAGGUGGGGCCACCAAUACUCCAGCGAGUUCAUCCAGAAGCUUGCGAGCUGCAGGACGGAGUACGAGAACUUCGUGUGGGAGAUAUGAGGAAAGAGGAUGGGCUGGACGCGGCAGUUUGAUCCUAUGAUUGUAUUUUGUUAGCACGGAGGAACGAAAGGAAAUCAUUCAACAAGAGCAGAUUCCUUUCAAAGUUGAUGAUCUCAUCUCCUGUACUCCUCCACUUCUUUCCCCGAUGACUCGUCUGCCUCUGCUCUUCGAAUUUCUCCGCGUUCACCUUGUCAAAUAGCCAUGGAAGGCCAUGGACGGACUCCGCCUCCUCCUCGUCCUCGAACAUUUUGUCGCCUCUGUUGCUCUCCUGCUUGAUCCCGAUGGCAACCACCAGACGUUCCAAUGUCACCACGACAAUCUGAUCAGCAGGUUGUAACGAAGCAGAGUCCGUAAACUCCACGCGCUUCUUUGAUACCCUCGAGCGCAGCCCGAGAAAGCAUCCCACCCGAUUGUUCUCCUCAUCGUCCUCCUCCUCCUGUCCCUGACUGUUGGUCACCUCCUUCCUCCUCUUCUUCGUCCUGUUCAGUCGUUCGCUGUCCGUCUUCUUCACACUGAAUCCGCUCACCAGCACGCGAUUGUUCCCCUCCGCCAGAGUCUCCACGAGGCCUCGAAGAAGCGCGUCCGACGGCCCCUUCCUCGGGCCCAAGGGCUUCGCCACCUUUGCAGUUGAGUCCAUGACGACAAGAUCGUCUUCCUGCAUGUCCACCCAGACGUAAUGUCCCUUGCACCAGGUUGGGAUCUCAGUGUUUUUGGCAGGAUGGGAGAUUCGCUUCCGUUUCACCUUGGGAAGAAACAUGCUGUAGCACGACGCCCGUGACCGGGACCCUCUAGUGGCAGAUCU